AUGCGUCUUGGAUUGAAAUUAAAAAAAGAAUCUAAACCUCCUUAAGAAUAAUAAUAAGAAUAGGCAACUUAAGAAUUCAAAUUUGAUUUCAUUUUUUUCAACUCUAAUUAAUAAUAACAAUUUGAAAACUAAGAUUCAAAAUAAUUUAAGCUAAUAAUAUAAAAGAAGAAUACAAAAGAGUAAAUGAUUAUUUAUAAAGAUUAUGUAUAUAUUGGAGAAACCUAGAAUAAUAAAAUGCAUGGAGAUGGUAAAAUCUAUAUUAAAUAAUAUGAUGCAUAUUGCAAUAAUAAUUAUUUUAUAUUUGAAGGCUAAUUUAAAAAUGAUGAAAUCAAUGGUAAAGGUAUAGAAUACUAUGGAAAAACAAAUAAUAAAAAAGUUGAAGGAGUAUUCUAAAAAUUGUCCUUAAUUGAAAAAUUUCAAGAAUAUAAUUAAGAUGGUAGUAUACUGAUUAAGUAACCAAAUUUAUAAUAAUCUUAAUUGCAAUAAUCUUUUAUACAAGAAGAUCGAAAUAAUAACAAAAUGUUUAGAAUCAAAUCAGGAGUUAAACAAACACCACCUUAACCUUAAUAACAGAAAUCAUAAAUUAAAUAAAAUGAUAAAUGGACUAAGUAUGAUGUUGAAUUGAGUAAAGAUCAUCUCUCAUCUCUUUUAUCAGAAAAAGCAAUUAAUGAUUAAAUUAUAGAAGCUUAUCUGAAUUAUAUUAAUUAUGUAGAUUCAGAAAAGUUCUUUAAUCUAAAAUCAUUGCCUGAAAUAUAAGCAUUUAAAAGAACUCUCAUUAUUCCAUAUUUCUUAUUUGAAUAGUAAAAAUUAGACAUACUAACAUAUUAUGCUGAAUUUUCUUAUCUUAAAGGAUAAUUUUGGUUAGUUUAUUAAUAAAUAUUUGUAAUUAUUAAUUCUAAUGGUCAUUGGAUACUUUUAGAAAUACUUUUUGAAGGUUAAGAUAUUAAAAUGAAAGUUUAUGAUAGUUCUUCUAAAAAAAAACCCAUAUUCUAUGUUACAAGUUGCAAACAUGUAUGGAAUAUGAUUGAACCUAUCAUAAAAUAAAAUAAUUUAGCAAUCUCUUGGAAAUCUAAAGAUAUUAUUGUAGUCGAAUGUCCUUAAUUAUCAUAACCAAAUGAUUCAGGUAUAUUUAUCUGUGCUUAUAUAAAAUAUUUGAUUUCAAAUAUAAGUUUAGAUUAAAUUACAUAAGAAGUAAUUAAUAAUAUACGAAAAACAGAACUGUUUAAUAUUGUUAAAAAGGAAAAAUGA
This is a messenger RNA of Paramecium sonneborni, 1248 nucleotides long. NCBI's taxonomy places the organism in Eukaryota, Ciliophora, Oligohymenophorea, Peniculida, Parameciidae. The record is from the annotation of a GenBank genome assembly.